Messenger RNA from Cyclopterus lumpus (lumpfish), 4734 nucleotides. It is a transcript of the gene rgs17, whose product is annotated as regulator of G protein signaling 17. The coding region runs from base 600 to 1229 and encodes 209 amino acids. The transcript is spliced from 6 exons. NCBI's taxonomy places the organism in Eukaryota, Metazoa, Chordata, Actinopteri, Perciformes, Cyclopteridae. The record is from RefSeq and is a predicted model, not a curated record.
AGUGCAUCUCCUCGCCGACUGCAGCGGCCACACAGCAGCGGUGGCAGCGCGCCUGCGCAGUGCAUCCAGGGGCUCGGCGGCGUUCGGUGCUGAAGUGGGGCGGAUGGCAGAAAAAACAGCGGCGAUGGACAUUUCACCGCAGGAUUCCCGUUUACGAUGUCGUUCAACAAGCACCGGGACAUCGCGUCGUUGAACCCACCGCCCUCGGACACUGACAGCCCGACACAGAAGAGGAUGCUGAACCUUCACUGCUCCCUGUACUCUCGCGUCCAUAAAUGAGCCUUUCACCGAGUUCCGAGGAAGCCUAGGAGGGGACGGAGAGCGAGACGCAAGAGGAGCGGAUCAAAUAAGGACGCAAGGGGAGGAAGCCGUCGUAUUUCACAUCCGCUCUCGUGUCCCGAUCGGCGCCGAUCCAUCAGGGAUGGUGAGACCAGUCACCUCUCUUUCCAGCGAGCCAAACAGCCGGUCCGUUAGCCAAACAGACGCCCACACAGUCCACCAGCUUGGUCUCUCCCUCAAUAAGCCUGCUAUCGUCCAGCAACCUAUUACCUCACGCCAUGACUGCUCUGUCUGACCUGUUUUUAGGAACUCGCUAAUUCAUGCCCCGAAGUGUGAGUGGAGUGGAGAUGAGAAAAAGGCAGGCGGCGCACAUCGAGGCCCCACCCCAGGCCCCCGGACAGCCCCGACCCAACACCUGCUGUCUCUGCUGGUGCGGCUGCUGCAAGUGUCUCUGGACUGAAGACAGGAUGGAGAGGAGUGAACGACAGACCUGCACCAAGAUGGACAGUAUUGAAGCUGCAGAUGAACAACAGCCCAGUCUAGACGAGGUGCUGUCGUGGGCACGGAGCUUCGAGAUGAUGCUGCGCUCGCUGGAGGGCCGGGAGGUCUUCCGGGAGUUCCUGCGCUCGGAGUACAGCGAGGACAACCUGCUUUUCUGGUUGGCCUGCGAGGAGCUGAAAAAGGAGACGGAUCCCACGGUGGUGGAGGAGAAGUCCAGGAUCAUAUACGAAGACUACGUGUCCAUAUUAUCGCCCAAAGAGGUGAGUCUGGACUCGCGGGUCAGAGAAGGAAUAAACCAGACCCUGGCGGAGCCCAGCAACCUGAUGUACGAGGAGGCCCAGUUCCAGAUCUACACCCUGAUGCACCGCGAUUCCUUCCCACGUUUCCUCAACUCCUCCGUUUACAGAGACCUCCUGGCCAACAGGAGGCGCGCCUGCCUCGACACCUAGACUCCUCCACCCUCGCUCAUUGCAAUCGUACGCCAACGAGACUACUACUUAAACUUCAAAUACUACUAUGGUGCCAGAAGUCGGGUUUGGAAAAGCUCUCCCUCUUUUUUGAUUGAAAAGACUGAAUGACAUCCAAGAUAGCUGGUUGUUUUUUUUGUUUUUUUAUUUAUAUUUUUUAAGCAAUUUUUAUCCAGUUCUCCACUGGAGCCAGGUCGGCCUUUGCUGGUUGGUUAUUGGUCAAUUUAAGACCAUUAAUGCUGGCCAGAAGGACUCCUCAGUCGAGAGAGAGACUGAAAGGACAAGCCAACUGUUCCUGUACUGUAAUAUUUAGACCUCAUGCUUUCUUCUCUCACGUUUAAUAUUAUCUCUCUUUUACUCAUUCUUACACAUUGUUUUGUUUUUCUAAUUCUGUCCCAUUCCUCAGAUGCGUAAAAGUUAGUUUUUAAUUUAAUUUUUUUUUUUUACUGUCCAAACAUGACACCUUGUUGUUAGUGGGAGUUGUGGCGCCCCUGCCCAUUUAACCAGUAGACGCACUGGCUCAGCAUGUAACUCUCUCUCUCUCUCAACAGUAGCUUGACGAUGUAAGCCGCGGACUGCAACCGUUUUUGAAUAUUGAGAUGUAUUAGGACGGGUGACCUGUCUCUUUGUAUGGAUGUCUACAUUCAGUGAAGGGAAAAAGUACACUUCUGACAAUUUUAAGCUUACUGCAGUUUUUUUUUUGAGUCGAUUUGACGGCUUCUGGAGCAAAGGCAGAAGCACCGACUCAUCCAUCCAUCCAUCCGUCCAUCCAAGCACUUUCCUUCUUUAGGAUUCUUUAACUGGGAGAAGUAAGGGCUAUAAUUGUGGUUGUGCAGCUACAUGUAUUAUUACUACUACCCCAUGACCUUUAGACAAAAAAAAAUCUCUCCACUGAGAAAAUCACAACGCCUUUACAUGUAAGAAAAUGCAGCGCAAGCGCUGCUUGGAGUUUUUCUGGAAAGCAACCACAGUUUGUCCAACGAUCCCUACCUCCCAUCUUUUUUUUCUCCCUCCAUCCUCCUCUUCCCUCCAACUCAGACCAUCACAAGCACAGGUGCCAAAUGUGGGGGGGGAAAAAACACUCCGGGUCUACAUUAUGAAAUUCUCCCGCAGAAAAAGAGGGUUUACUUUUGGGUGUUUUAUGAAUCGAGCAUUAUGGAAAGCUGGUUCUACUCUGAGAACAUAAGCAGAUGACCUAAUUUGAAAGGGUUACUAAGCCCUGGCUUUUGUCUGUGAGGCUUUAGCUUUAGGAAUGUAGGUAACAUGACGGUCCCUGAAGUUGGACGUCCGGUAUCGCGCUGCAGCCACGUGACCCCGGGUGCCAAACAUGAUGUCAAAGAUGCUGUGAUGCGAUAUCAGAUGCGACUUGUCUCCAGGCCGCAGAGUCUCGGUCUUUAUGGUGCAUGUGUGUGUGCUGGGAGAGUGUAUGGAAGUCCUUCAGUUAGCUACUGCCCAUUAACAACACUCUUUUUUUUAUUUUUUUUAACCAGAUCUAGAGAAGAGGGUUGCUAUAAUAAUGCUAACCUGCUACCAUACUGGGCUAGCGGAGACGUAUGUGUAUUCAUGGUCCAAGCUAGCACUCUCAACAAGGCCAACUAGGUUCCAGCAUGCUGUAGGCAAGCAGCCAGCAUGCCUGUGCUAGCCAAUGCUAAUCCUCCAUCCCACUGCCAGCCCUUACACACUCUGGUUUGUUUUUCUAAUCCGACUUUGACAGCAUGCGAUGAUAAUGUGUGUGUAUGGUACAGUUACACACUUAACAGAAAAAUGUAGAGGAAAAAAAAACUUAAAGAGGGUCUUGCCAAAUGUCCCAUUAACAUUUUGAAAAGGACACUUGUGUUUUUUUUUGAUGAUGUGAACAUUUGUUCCUGGAUGUGCAGUAGAAAGUGCAUGAAUGCAGUAUAUGCUGUUUUGUUUAAUGAACUGGGCCUCCCAAGUAUAAUAGCUGACCUCUUGGUUUGGUGGCAGUAUUAAAGUGUCAAUGAAACGGUGCCAUUCCUCACUGAUAAAUGUCAGCAUCCAUGUUGCCAUCUCCUUUAACUACCUGAAGUUCACGUGCCAAGUUGGGUCUUGAUUAAAUGCAAGAGUAGACGGCGCAAGAUGUCUAGCAGACUAUUGAAGUGCAAUUGGAUGUAGUUAGUGAUUUUAGAGUCUUUUUGAAGCUGUGUCCCACUAUGUUAGAUUGGUUUUGCCAGAAGUUUAUCUUAUGAAUUACUAACUGCAACACCUUUCAGAAUACUCUAAAUGUUUUAAAGCCUCUGUUGGAUUAUUCUAGAGGCUAGCUGCCUCUAGUUAACAUUUGCAAGUUUUACAAGAAUAUUUAAAUAUGAACGCAGAUUAUUAAAUGUAUCUUAAAAAAAGAUUUGAGUUUUCCUCCAGACUUAUAUUCACUUACAGUGUUAACAUGCUAACUCAGUGAAGCUGCCAUGUCAAAACCAGGCUAUUAUAUGACUACAAAAGAUUAAAGUAUUGGUUAUAAAUACGGCAAAUGUAACACUGUAACGUCAAAAAGGCCAACAGUUUUGCAAUGUUCCUUAGUGAAAAUAUGCUAUAUUGAAACCUUUGGCAAUACAGUGCUCACAUACAGACGACAUUAAUACCCAUAAGGACUUGAUUGAUAACGCUUGGCUGCUGUAAUGAAGAGCUGUGCAUGCAUGCGCUCAGUUGACCAGAAGCAUAAGAAUACAGUGUCAUCAACCAAUUCUAACACUGAAGGAUCAGUUGUCGGAUCAGUUGUACUCAUUGGAGCAGUUUUAAUUUCCCGGAAACAUUUUAGAUGUUGUAUUUGGACAACGUUGUAACUUUUUGACUCGGUAGAAGAAAGCCUGCCACUCGUCAGGUUCUCUCUCUCUCCUGCAGACAAAUCCCUCUUCUGCACAGUACAGCUGUGUUCCCCUGUUGCCGAGUCCACACAGUUCUUAACACGAGAAUGUUUCACCAAGAACCACAUGAUGAAAUCCUGGUGCAAUUAAACCACGUUUACAUUUAUAAAUUGUGAGAUGCGUGUACCUUUUUAUUAAAUGCUCGCAGCCGUGGGGAGUUAACCGUCCCGUAAAGUGUGAGCAGAGCAGCCAGCAGGUCUCUCUGCCCAGUGCACUUUGCAGGGUUUACAGGGAGGACAGACACAGCAGAGACCCGGGUAAUGGGGUUUUGCCGGGGAGGACGGGCGUACGUCCUUUCUUCUUAAUUUAUUGUGACUUUUACACGGUGGGGGAAAAAAAAGUACACUGUUGUUUAUUUUUAAUAACUGCAUUUCAAAUGUAGAUUUUACAAGCAAUGAUGAUGAAGAUGUGAAGUGAUGUAGUGUCAUCGCUGAGUUUAGAGUUUUGUCUUUACAUUUCCGUGGGUUCCAAGCGAGUGGGUUUCUGAAACGUGGCCGUGGUUUUAAUCGACUGCACAAAGGUUGAGAGCUGAAGUGGAGGAUUGAGAAUUUUUGGCCUUAGUGACACGUUUUAUUUUGUAUUUCUUUGUAUAAAAAAAAAAAAAAAAA